AUGCCCAAAGGCAGCAAAUCGAAAAGGGGUAUCGACAACACAUCAUCCGAUGCAACGAGCAACAACUCCGAUUCAAUUUCGUUUAAUAAAAGGAAAAGUGCGUCGAUUAAGCACCAAUUAAUUGCGUUAAACAAAACACUGUCGUCGCAUCGUCUUGAUGAACUUGAUGAAGCUGAACUUUCUGUCCACAUGGAGUACGUUGAAAGCAUUCACGACAACUUUGACCACGUGCAUUCUAUUCUCGAAGAAGCUGAUCCACGCGAACUAGAUGGAGUAGGCCGAGCAAAAUUUUUCGACGUGUACCUAGAAGUCAAAGCAAAGCUGUCGCGUCAGCUCAAUUCGCAUCGGAAGACAAACGUAAGGCAUUCAUCGACUGCUAGGCAUUUCGCAUUGGAAGAAUCGCCGCCAACGUUAUUCUCAUCGCAAAGAAGGUCUCGCCUUCCUGAGCUGAAAAUACCGAAAUUUAGUGGAGCGUACACUGACUGGCCUAACUUUUUUGCCAUGUUCAGUAGCGUUAUUGACAAGGACCUCGAGUUAAGCAAAGUGGAGAAACUCCAACAUUUACGCGCUAGUCUACAAGGAGCCGCUUUGGAAACAAUUUGCUCGCUAGAACCGGUUGAGGAGAAUUAUGACAAAGCCAUUGCCCUAUUAAAAAAUCGAUUUGAUAAUAAAUUACUUAUUUUUCAGGCUCACAUUAGGGCGAUUAUCGACUUGAAGAGUGUUAAUAAAGGUUCAGCCAAUCGUUUGCGCGAAUUGUGCGACAAUUUUAAUUUCCAUCUUCGUGCACUUAACACCAUGGCAACACCAGAACAAAUAUCGGAUGGUUUGCUCAUACAUCUUGUUACUAGAAAGUUCGAUCAGAAGACGCAGGAGAAGUGGGAGGAGGACUUGCCCAUGCAGACACUGCCAACUUUGAAUUCAAUGACCUCAUUUCUGGAGAAGCGGUGCCGAAUUAUGGAAAAUUUGGAAGGUGCUACGCAAACACUUAGCAACCAGAUCGGUAAACAUUCGAAUGCAAACAAAGGUAUGAGAAACGCUUUGGUAGCAUCCUCAAGUAGCUCUAGCUUUUACAUAUUUUGCGAUUCGAAAGAACAUUACAUAAAUAGCUGUUUAAAAUUUUUAAAUUUGUCGCCGAAUUUGCGCUACAAAGAAGCUAAGCGAUUGCAACUCUGCUUAAAUUGCCUACGCAAGGGUCAUAGUUUACAACGGUGUAAGUCUGGGCAUUGUCGUCAUUGCCCAGGCAAACACAAUUCGCUUCUCCAUAUGAACCCGCAUACCUCGUCUAUAUCCCCGUCUUCAAACCUACCAACAAUUGAAGCUACAGCCACUUCACAGCAAACACUCAUUUCAUCGUUAACUUCAAGUACAGUCGCUCAAGCCCCAAAAUCGGGCGCCAAUAGUAAUGUGUUGCUUGCUACAGCUAUACUUUCAGUCAAAAAUCGUUCAGGUGACUUCGUUCCAUGUCGUGCUAUUCUCGACUCGGCCUCUCAAAUAAAUUUUGUAACCGCUCGCUUGGCAAAUAUGCUGCAACUUCCAUUCAAACAAUGUGCAAUUUUGAUUUCCGGUAUCGGCGAAUCAAACUUUGUUGCCGACAAAGAGAUUGACGUUUUCGCACAGUCGCAAGAUAAAGGCUACAACACUUCGUUCACUGCUGUGGUCACACCUAGUAUUACAGAUUAUCGACCUAACUUCAGCCUUUCUUCGGAAUGGAUAAUACCGUCAAACAUUAAUCUAGCAGAUCCAUUAUUCUUUAAACCCCAGCGCAUUGACUUGCUCAUCGGCGCGGGUUUGUUUUUUGAUUUGAUGUGCGUUGGCCAAAUACGCAUUGCUAGUAACUUGCCAUUACUGCAAAAAACUCGACUGGGCUGGGUUGUCGCUGGUGGCGUUUCAUACACCAACAAACAAUCAUCCUCACUCGCUGCCUGCAGCAAAAACGUAUUUGAACAUCAACAUAAUAACUCAUUGAACGAUAUCGUAAAACGAUUCUGGGAAAUAGAGAAUUGCUUCGACUCUACUCCCCCUCCAUCUAAAGAAGAUGACUGGUGCGAGCAGCAUUUCAAGAAAUAUUUCUCUCGACUUACUUCGGGAGAGUAUUCAGUGCGUUUGCCAACAAAAACAGGUUUUAGCGAUCUUGGCGACUCAUACAAUCGUGCUCUUCGCAGAUUUAAAAGCUUAGAGCGAAAAUUGGAAAAUAAUCAUAACUUAAGAACUCAAUAG
Molecule: messenger RNA, 2217 nt
Organism: Anastrepha obliqua
Lineage: Eukaryota; Metazoa; Arthropoda; Insecta; Diptera; Tephritidae
Exons: 1
Coding region: 1-2217 (738 amino acids)
Source: RefSeq, a predicted model, not a curated record